CGGGGUUUUCCCUGGGUGCCGCUAUUAUCAUAAAUGACUGCAAAUGCGCGAUCCGAAUGCCCCUAAUUGUAACCCUAAGCACUAAUAAAUGGCGGCCUCCCAACUUUAUCUCGCAGAUGGCUAUAUGAGAGACUUCUCUCAGUUCAUCCAGGAUGUGGAAGAUGAUUAUGUCUACCCUAUUCCAGGUGACUCUCGUCCCACCCGUGAGCUUGGAUGGCACUGUAUCAAAUACGAGGGAAACAUCGACGGAAAAGGCAACACCAUCAUUUUUCGCUGUGUCAGAUCCCAUCGAGAGGUACGCAUCUCGGGGGCUGAUGGAUGGGAGUCCAGUUGGGAGCACUACCCAGGAGGGGAAGUGUUUCCUUCGGACAUAAUUAAGCACGCAGCUGAUGCCGCAUUCCGCGGCCUCCUCUCUGCGGAUGCUGCAGCUACCACGACCUCAAACGUUCAGCUGACAGAGGAGAUAUGUCGGCAGGCCGAAAUUUCUGCUCUCACCUUCUCUUCCCAAGCAGUCGAGCCUUCUUGGUCCGAAUCUUCUUCCAGAGUUGUAUCGAUGUUUGGCGAGGAUGAUCAGGAUCAGGAUCUCGAAAUUGGCCCCGACGAUGCCGUCGAUGAGCAACUUGCUCGCCAUCACUUGGAAGAGCCAAACAACGACAAUGAAGACGCUCAAGACGAAGAUGAUAAUAGUACUCGUAGGUGGCUGUUUUUUGUAUGUGGUGUCUCAGUUAUAUACACAGUGCACAGUACGAGGGAAGAAAACAGUCCGCUUCACUUCCAGCACUAUCGGCUAAUCGCCCCCCACCGUCACGCACUCUCUAAGCUCCAGCUAUUACGGCAUCUCACACAGGCUCGGAGCCUUAGAUGUUCAUUUAUGCAACUUCGUUAACCCAACAGGUGGGCUCCGAAACUCAUUCUGUUGUUCCAGUUAUGUGAAUCACACCAUAGGUCCUAUGUCGACGAUGGUCAGAUCGUCCGAUGAGAUUAGUUUACUGCUUAUAAGUCAGAUUGGCGAAGACUACCGAACUUCGUGACUGUAGCCCGAAUAAUUGACACUUCCUCUUUCCUCUACUUUGUAACGUUUAUACUGCUAGAAUAGUUAUCCUAAUAUCAAGAGUUCUGCCCCCGUUUCACAUUCAAUUUCA
Messenger RNA from Cantharellus anzutake, 1142 nucleotides. RefSeq lists its product as uncharacterized. The transcript has 3 exons. The record is from RefSeq and is a predicted model, not a curated record. The annotation marks the transcript as partial. Lineage: Eukaryota; Fungi; Basidiomycota; Agaricomycetes; Cantharellales; Hydnaceae.